AUGACAGGUUUGUCGAUUGUUCCGAGGACGACUGAGGGCCAGCGAUUGCCGAAUGAGCUCCUCUUGCACGUCGUCAGCUUUCUUGAACCUGGUAACGGUCAGUUCUUGGAGGCGGCCCAUGAGACGACCAAGACCCUCCUGGCACUCAUGCGGGCCUGCAAGUCAACAAAUGCAGCAGCAAGCCCGAUAUUCGCCCGCCAUUGCGUCUUCCUGGACUCUGAAGACCGCACGUUGAGGUUUGCCCGAUGUCUGGCCCUUGCUGCUUCUGUGUCCGAACCCGCACACCAAUCACCGUUCGGAAGCAUUUCUGCCAUUUUUAUGGAAUCGUUCCUGGAAUUCAAAACAGAACAUUUGGAAACUUUAGCGGUAGUUGAAAAAAAUAUCGAGGAUGAUCACACAGUUAAUGAGGAAGAUGAGAGCAGUUCAUCCGAUUACGUUCCCGAGCCAAGACCCCAUCCAGAACUCAACGAUCUCGCGGUAGCAGUCGCUGUGCACGAUAUAUUUCUCGCCGUUGCCCCGACUUUGAAACGACUUAGUAUAAACAUACCGCUACGCUCCCUCUGGCCGGAAGACGACGAGCUUGGUGUCAGGCCUCUGCUGCGAAGCGGUUUCGAGGCUCUCAUCAACCUGGAGGAGUUUGUCAGCGUACAGGACGAACUUUUCCUCAUCACUUCCAAAGAGUUGCCCUCAGACGAGGUGGAGGUAUGGGCAAAUUAUUGGCCAAACCUGCGUCGUCUUUGUCUGUAUGAUAAGUUUCUCGAGCCUGCCUUCUGGCGGGAUGUGAUGGGCUGUCCUCAGCUGGACUCCGUCAUUCUUGGCCGACCGGACGGGAAUCACGUCUCUGAACCAGCAGACCUCAAACGGGACUGGAUUUCUACACUUGCAGGCCACAGGGUCGAGGGAAAUGAGUACGGGGGAGCUAUUAGACCGCUCACAGUGAUCAUAUUCGACAUGGACGGGCAGCAUUGUUCUUUCACGGGAUUUAAUCCGGCGUGGGAGACUUUAGACCCCGAUGAACGAAUUAGGGUUCGUUAUGCCAAAGCACCGCCCAUCAACCCUGUUCUCAACUCAGGGGUCCCUGAGGAUGAGGCUUCCCCUCGUGAUUCUGUUCAUGUUUGGGUUAGAAAGCAUGCCUUUGCAGGCACGUUAUGGUCUGAGACUGCAAUCGAGGCAUACAACCCAUUGAGUAGAGAUGGGUGA
Clonostachys byssicola is the source of this 1200-nucleotide messenger RNA. Lineage: Eukaryota; Fungi; Ascomycota; Sordariomycetes; Hypocreales; Bionectriaceae. The record is from the annotation of a GenBank genome assembly.